This is a messenger RNA of Penicillium manginii, 2994 nucleotides long. RefSeq names its product tetratricopeptide repeat protein. The record is from RefSeq and is a predicted model, not a curated record. The transcript is spliced from 4 exons. NCBI's taxonomy places the organism in Eukaryota, Fungi, Ascomycota, Eurotiomycetes, Eurotiales, Aspergillaceae. The coding region runs from base 1 to 2994 and encodes 997 amino acids. Gene Ontology annotation, molecular function: protein binding.
AUGGAUUCAGAGCGAGAUCCAUCAAUAUUUUCUCUUGUCGCGUUAUGCGUUCGCGAAUUCAACGCACUGUUAGCCUCCGUCCCAAGUGAAGAAAUCGAGACCCGCCUGAAACUGCAGGAUGACCUGGGGAGGCUACGAGUCUGGAUCGGGAAUUUCGGUGCACAUCGCAAGCAGACAGACAGACUUUCCUUGGACCACCGGCUUCGAGAGGCCCCGGAAUUGCAUCAGGAGGUUCGGAAUCACAUCAAUGAUAUUUCCGAAGCCAUCUAUGGAGCGACCUCUGUUAUCCAGGAAAGUGAAAAGCCUUUCGAAGAUGAUGAGACCCCUCCUACCUCCGAAACGAACGAAUUGGACUCAGACGAUUCCGAUUCCGAUGGGUUUUGGGACCAGAUCAAAUCAGAGAAUGAGAAGCAUUCGAAGCUGGAGGAAUAUUUGCAUGACGUUCAGUACAUCAUCACCAGCCUAUACAAAUUCUCCGUGACUCUCCAGAAUCCAGCUCACCGCGAUCGAACAGCUCAAGCCUCACGCAUUGAUCUCGAUCAUUUCGAAUUCUAUGAUGUUCAACACGUGUCCGAGAAAUUCAAACUUCCGCGAGAUAGCAUACUUGCUCAACGGCUCGGCAAAGCAAACACGAAGCGGCGUCAACUCCUGGCAUAUCACAAGGAUCAUGCCCAGAAAAUCUCCAAGUAUGUUGAUGUGGCCAUGGAAAAGACCCACAAGACGACAAAGGAUCAUAUCAAACACAACGACCUUGAUAUGUCCAGAAGAGGACCCCAAAGCAUCUCAACAAAAUGGACACAGGAUACUACUGUUUCGACUAUCAAUCAUCAGGACAUUGAAGUUGCAUCCAACUCGGGACAAACUGAGUUUUCUGCAACAACCUCGACAGCUGGCAACCAAGCACAUGAAUUGAUGCCACCGCCGCCAGUGGAUGUGGUGAAUAAAGACCAGAACAGUCUAUUUGUCUGCCCAUACUGUCGCCAGAUGAUACAGCUUGAGAAUGCGGACGAAGGCUGGAAGUACCACGUCUUAAGCGACUUGCGGCCUUACAUAUGCACAUUCGGAAACUGCGUGAAAGCCAAUCAGCUCUACGACAGCUACACAGAGUGGAGUGAGCAUGAACAACAAUUCCAUCGACGAGAGUGGUUUUGUAAUUUGUGCUUAUCGAAUUAUCAAUCUGAAACUUUCUUCUUAAAACAUCUGGAGGAUGCUCACGCAGGAGCAAUUCCUGAAGACCAACGGCGGGCGCUGGUGAAAUUAUCCACGUCGAUUCCAGCAGCAUCUAGCGCGGCAUCUUCAGCAGCUCUCUAUUUUUGUUCUCCCCUUCCUGAGUCUGAAGAAAAUGAACAUUCAACCCGCGACGGAGAAUCGAACGAGUCUCGAAAAGCGCUGAUGGUAGAUGGUGAAGUCAGAGAAUCGCCCAAGUCUACGUCGACGUGGAGUGAGGGAUCGAGUCCAUAUGACCAGCCUGAAGUUAUUGAAGGAGAGAAUUGGCGAGGACUCGGAACUCAACUGGACGACGACGAGAGGACUAUGCUGUCAGGACACUCAUCGACAUUGAAAGACAUAGCCAAUUUGAAAUCCAUAUUUCAAUCGCCUGGCCAAUCGCAGAAAGCCGAGAACCUUGAAGAGGAUGUGCUAAAAGCUCGUGAAUAUAUGCUCGGCAAGGACCAGCCUGGCUCACUGGAAGACAUGACCAGCCGCGCAUGGACGUUCAUGAAACAGGGCUGGUGGGAGGAGGCUGAGCAGCUCCUGAUGCAGGUUUUAGAUAUGAGCAAGAAGAAGCUUGGGGAGGACCAUCCUGAUACACUGAGUAGCAUGGCCGACCUCGCAUCAACAUUCAUGGAACAGGGCCGGUGGGAUGAGGCUGAGCAGCUCCAGGUGCAGCUUCUAGGGAUAAGAAAGAAGAAGCUUGGCGAGGACCAUCUUGAUACACUGAGUAGCAUGGCCGACCUCGCAUCAACAUUCAUGGAACAGCACCGAUGGAAAGAGGCUGAGCAGCUCCAGGUGCAGGUUCUAGAGAUGAGAAAGAAGAAGCUUGGGGAGGACCAUCCUGAUACACUGAGUAGCAUGGCCGACCUCGCAUCAACAUUCAUGGAACAGGACCAGUGGGAUGAGGCUGAGCAGCUCCAGGUGCAGGUUCUAGAGAUAAGAAAGAAGAAGCUUGGCGAGGACCAUCCUGAUACACUGAAUAGCAUGGCCGACCUCGCCUUAACAUUCACGGAACAGGGCCGGUUGGAGGAGGCCGAGCAGCUCCAGGUGCAGGUCUUGGCGAUUAGCAAGACGCAGCUAAGCGAGGACCAUCCUGAUACACUGAGUAUCAUGACCAACCUCGCAUCAACAUUCAUGGAACAGGGCCUGUUGGAGGAGGCUAAGCAACUCCAGGUGCAGGUUCUAGAGAUAAGAAAGAAGAAGCUUGGCGAGGACCAUCCUAAAACACUGCGUAGCAUGGCCAACCUCGCAUCAACAUUAGUGGAACAAGGCCAGUGGGAGGAGGCUGAGCAGCUCCAGGUGCAGGUUCUAGAGAUGAGAAAGAAGAAGCUUGGCGAGGACCAUCCUGACACACUGCGUAGCAUGACCAAUCUCGCAUUGAUGUAUAGGAAGCUGGGUCGGCAGGAGGAGGCCAAACAGUUGUACCAACGAGUACUGGCGAGCUAUGAGAAGAACCUGGGUUUAUCUCAUCCUUCUACUAUUGAUGCACUCAACCACCUUGGUCUCCUCUACUUUGAUCAGGGGAAGGUGAAGGAGGCUGAGGAGAUGUACCAGCGAGCACUGGCAGUCAACGAGAAGGUCCUGAGUUCAAAUCAUAUUUGUGCUUUUGAUACAUUCAACAACCUUGGCGUCCUCUACUCUUAUCAGGGGAAGCUGAAGGAGGCAGAGGAGAUGUACCAGCAAGCACUGGCAGGCUACGAGAAGCUCCUAGGUCCAGAUCACAGUGCGACCCGGCAACUAGUUGAGAGGUUAAAUGCCUUCAACAUUGCAGAUCUGAAGUAG